GAACGCCUCAGGGCGGCCGCCGCGGCCCCAGACCGGCGCAGAGGCGGGAGAGACGCGGACCAAUCAGAGGCCGCUCUGUGCGCUCGUCCCGCCCCUGCCCUCGAGUCCGGCCUGUCUCCGGCCUCCUGACUGGGGUGUGCGCCCCUCUCGGCCCGCCCCCGCCUCUGAGUGACAGCACCGUGGACAGCAACAGUGGCCUCCGGACUCGAAGUUUGUCGACCCUUGCCUUGGCAGAGCUGAGCAGGCAUUUUGGAGAUCAAAGAUGGGUAAAAAGGAUGCUUCCACUGUAAAACUUCCUGUUGAUCAGUAUCGAAAGCAAAUUGGUAAACAGGAUUAUAAAAAAACCAAACCUAUUUUACGAGCAACCAGAUUAAAAGCAGAAGCAAGGAAAACAGCGAUAGGCAUAAAGGAAGUUGGCCUUGUGCUUGCAGCUAUAUUUGCCCUCCUACUGGCUUUUUAUGCCUUCUUUUAUCUCAGACUGUCAUCAGAGGUCGAACCUGAACUAGACCCAAAUGAAGAUUAGCUGAAGAGUAUUCAAUGCCUGAAACAGAAAUAAUUUUAUAAAAGCAUCUUUGGGACCAGUACUUUCUGAAGUACUGACACUGCAACAUCUUGAAUUCUUCCUGCUGAUGUAUUCAUUUUACAGACACAUCUUUUUAAAUAGUUGUCUGACAUAUCAAGAGAGGAAUCUCACGUAGCAAGAUAGUAUAAUAUAUGGCAGCCAACACUUUUGUAAAUCUUUCUGCUUUGACAAGUAACCGUGGUGCAUUUAAAUAAAAUGGAAAAUAUCCCCAA
This is a messenger RNA of Ochotona princeps (American pika), 795 nucleotides long. It is a transcript of the gene TRIQK, whose product is annotated as triple QxxK/R motif containing. Gene Ontology annotation, cellular component: endoplasmic reticulum membrane. The record is from RefSeq and is a predicted model, not a curated record. The transcript has 4 exons. Bases 263 to 523 code for a protein of 86 amino acids. Lineage: Eukaryota; Metazoa; Chordata; Mammalia; Lagomorpha; Ochotonidae.